This is a messenger RNA of Acaulospora colombiana, 1320 nucleotides long. The record is from the annotation of a GenBank genome assembly. NCBI's taxonomy places the organism in Eukaryota, Fungi, Glomeromycota, Glomeromycetes, Diversisporales, Acaulosporaceae.
AUGGCUACCCCGUUUAUUAUUUCGACGCCUAAACGUUCAAAGCGCAAAAAAAAGGGUAUUCACAAAAGUAAGAAAACCUAUGUUUAUGGGCUGGUCAAUCAAGGGAACAAUGUUUGUUUCCUUAAUGCCGUGCUUCAGGCUCUUGCCGCUUUACAUAAUCUGCGCAUAUAUCUUGGCAGGAAAGCAACAUCUAGAGAUGCACAGGAUGAAGAGCGCCCUAUGACGAUUGCCUUGCACGAAACAUUGGAAAAGUUGAAUGAACCCUUAGCAACUCGUGAUUCGUUCGUUCCGAACAGAAUUGUCUGGGCUCUGCAGGCUAAUGCGAGACGACUUAUUAAUAGACAGCAACAAGACGCACAUGAAUUAUUUCAGCUUUUGUCGGAAUCAUUGGGAUUGGAGGAUGAAGUCAGUCGACGGCCAAAGUCUUUAUUGGAUAUUGAUACCAUUCGAUUUCUAACUGGCAAUAACAAGGCUAGGUUGAUAUGUGACCGUAACCCUCUAGUCGGUUUGACAGCAUGCAGAAUUUCCUGUAUGAAAUGCAAAUACUGCGGGCCAAUUCGACAUUCGACGUUUGAUAACAUUUCAAUUCCUCUCCCCAAGCAACAAGUUGUAACUCUUGAAAACCUUCUCCGAACAUAUUCCGAGAUUGAAUUCAUCGAUGAAUAUAAUUGCCCCCAAUGUAGUUUAUUCGAAACUUUGGCUGUUGUUGAGAAGGAAUUGAUAGAUCGAAAAGACGAUCCAAACAAGGAAUAUUUACGGAAAUUGAACAAAGACAAGCAAAUUAUCAAGACAGCACUUGUAACCGAUGUGGACAAAGAGAUUGACAGUGAACUGGAAGUGACGAAACUGGCGCGCGUGAACUUUCUAGCCAGUAAACAAACGAUGUUUGCCAAACUUCCGAAAGUGUUCGCUCUCCAUUUUUCACGUUCAAUUUACCUCCAAAAUGGGAUGACACUAAAGAAUCCCUGCAGUGUAUUAUUCCCCGAGAAAAUUGACCUGACGCAGUAUACGACCACCGGUUAUCUGGCGACCAUGCCUAGUGAGCCGCUUUCAUCACCGUCAUCAUCACUGUCUUCUCCGCUAUUGUCACCAAUGUUAGCUGGCAUCGAGGGUGCCCGCCCUGACGAAGUUCACUAUAGAUUAAAGGCAAUCAUAGCUCACAUAGGGGACCACAAACUCGGUCACUUUGUUACUUACCGGCGUCGAGAAGGACUGGAUUGCUGGUGGCGAUUAUCAGACGAAAAUAUCGAGGAAGUGAAACUGUCGAAAGUUCUAGAGCAAGAGGCGUACAUGUUAUUUUAUGAAAAAGAUCACAUCUAA